Molecule: messenger RNA, 2505 nt
Organism: Melospiza melodia melodia
Lineage: Eukaryota; Metazoa; Chordata; Aves; Passeriformes; Passerellidae
Product: cyclin-dependent kinase 18-like
Exons: 16
Coding region: 680-2134 (484 amino acids)
Biological process (GO): protein phosphorylation
Cellular component (GO): cytoplasm; nucleus
Molecular function (GO): ATP binding; cyclin-dependent protein serine/threonine kinase activity
Source: RefSeq, a predicted model, not a curated record
CCCCGACUGCCCGGGCUCCGGCACCGGCACCGGCACCGCUCCAGUUCCCCGGUACCGGCACCUCUCCGACUGCCCGGGCUCCGCUACCGGCACCGGCACCGCUUUGAUUCCCCUGGCACCGGCACCGGCACCGCUCCAAUUCCCCGGUACCGGCACCGGCUGCGCUCCGACUGCCCGGGCCCCGCUACCGGCACCGCUCCCAAUUCCCCCUCCACCGGCACCGGGACCCUCCAACCCUUUUCCUGCUCCGGCACCGGCACCGCUCCCACUCUCCCUGCUCGAUACCGGCAUCGGCACCGCUCCAAUUCCCCCGGUACCAGCACCGGCACCGCUCCCGUUCCCCCGGCACCGCUCCCAUUCCAUCGGCACCGGGACCGCUCCAACCCUUUUCCUGCUCCGGCACCGGCACCUCUCCAGCUCUCCCGGACCGCUCCAAGCCUCUCCUGCUCCGGUACCGCCUCCAGCAUCCGCCCCGCUCCGGUGCCGGUGCCGCUCCAGCCGCUCUCCGCUGCCGGCCCCGCUCCUCUCGCAGCCCGGCCCCGUUCCCGGAGCGGCCCCGCGGCUCCCGCAGCACCGCCCCUGCUCUGCCCCGCAGGAAGGAGGAAGGGACACGGCAGGAGGGAGGGAGAGCGACCGGCUCGGCGCCCGGGCUCUGCCGUCCCUGGCCGCUCGAGGGAAGAUGAACAAGAUGAAAAACUUCAAGAGGAGAUUUUCGCUGUCGGUGCCGCGCACGGAGACCAUCGAGGAGUCCCUGACGGAGUUCACGGAGCAGUUCAACCAGCUCAACAACCAGAGGAACGAAGACCUGGCCCAGGGUCACCUGCAGCUGGCACAGCUGGGCAGGGAGGUGGCAGCUGAUGGCAGCCCCGUGUCCCCAACCGAGGGACAGGGCCGGUCCCCGGUGGGCGCCGUGCGCUACCGCAACCACGGCCAGCGCCGCUGCUCCAUGGAGGACGUCAGCAGGCGCCUCUCGCUGCCCAUGGACAUCCGGCUGCCGCCCGAGUUCCUGCAGAAGCUGCAGAUGGAGAGCCUGGAGCUGCCCAAGCCCCUGAGCAGGAUGUCCCGCCGCGCCUCCCUCUCAGAUAUUGGCUUUGGGAAGCUGGAAACCUACAUUAAACUGGACAAACUGGGAGAGGGCACCUACGCCACGGUGUUCAAGGGCCGCAGCAAGCUGACAGAGAACCUGGUGGCGCUGAAGGAAAUCCGCCUGGAGCACGAGGAGGGCGCUCCCUGCACGGCCAUCCGGGAAGUGUCGCUGCUCAAGAACCUCAAGCACGCCAACAUCGUCACCCUGCACGACAUCAUCCACACCGAGCGCUGCCUCACCCUCGUCUUCGAGUACCUGGACAACGACCUCAAGCAGUACCUGGAGAACUGCGGGAACCUGAUGAGCGUGCACAACGUGAAGAUCUUCAUGUUCCAGCUGCUCCGCGGCCUGGCUUAUUGCCACGGCAGGAAAAUCCUGCACCGAGACCUCAAACCCCAGAACCUGCUCAUCAACGAGCGGGGCGAGCUCAAGCUGGCUGAUUUUGGGUUAGCCAGGGCCAAGUCUGUCCCCACAAAAACCUACUCCAACGAGGUGGUGACGCUGUGGUACCGGCCCCCCGAUGUCCUGCUGGGCUCCACCGAGUACUCCACGCCCAUCGACAUGUGGGGUGUCGGCUGCAUCCACUACGAGAUGGUGACGGGCCGGCCGAUGUUCCCGGGCUCCACGGUGAAGGAGGAGCUGCACCUCAUCUUCCGCCUGCUGGGAACCCCCACAGAGGACACCUGGCCUGGGAUAACGUCCAACGAGGAGUUCAAGGCUUACAACUUCAGCCAGUACCGAGCCCAGCCCCUGAUCAAUCACGCCCCAAGUUUUGGUUUUGUUUCCCCUCUCUCCCCCAGGCUGGACUCGGAAGGCGUCGACCUGCUGACAAAUCUGCUGCUGUACAGAGCCAAGGGCCGGAUCUCAGCCGAGGCCGCCCUGCAGCACCCCUACUUCAGGAGCCUGGGGGAGCGCGUGCACCUCCUGCCUGACACCGCCUCCAUCUUCUCCCUGAAGGAGAUCCAGCUGCAGAAGGACCCCGGGCACCGCGGCUCGGCCUUCCAGCACUCGGCCCGCGGCAAGAACAGGAGGCAGAGCAUCUUCUGAACGGGGAUUUGGCUGCCGUGGAGACGGAAACGCCGGGAAAGGAGCGGCUCCCACCCUGCCCUGGGCUCCAGCAGGCCCCAAAACCCCCGGGAGCAGCUCCCAAAACCCCAAAACCCCCGGGAGCAGCUCCCAGACCCCCAAAACCCCCGGGAGCAGCUCCCAAAACCCCAAAACCCCCGGGAGCAGCUCCCAAAUCCUCAGGAGCAGCUCCCAAAACCCCAAAACCCCCGGGAGCAGCUCCCAAAUCCUCGUUUGCAGCUCCCAAACCACCCCCUGCACGGACCUGGGGCAUUGUCCCCCGCUUUUGUUUGGGGGUGUCCCCACUGAGAGCAGCCCCAGGGAGGAGAUGCCAACGCCUGCCAUGACCUGGG